AUGGGCUCUGUUCGUUUCGAUUGCUCUCCUUUGGCGUACGUGGAUCCAAAUGUGGACACUGUGCAAGCCUUGUUGCAAUUGGAAUCUUUCUGCAAUGGAGACACAUCAGAGUGUUCGACGAGCCGUUUCACGUACAAUCUCGAUUUGAGCUUCGAGGAUGUCCUCCGUUGUCCCACUUCGCUUUGUUUGCGAAUACCGGCUGGUUUAUCCCACGUUUUCCCGAACGCUGAACCCUCACAAAACUUGGGUCGUCAAUUCUCCCGUCUCCUCCUUCAUGUCAUCGAUUAUGUGAGAGGAUUGGCUGAAGUCUCUCAAUUACCGCCAAAAGAGCAAGUGCUUUUCUGCAAACGGCAGCACCUCUUCGUUUCCCCUUUUCUUUUGUUCGCUUACACGUACAGGAUUGGCAAUCCGGGCAUGGUGGCCGGUUUAGGACAAGCCUUCAGUGCAGACAGUAGAGCUCUCAAAAAGUAUGAAAUUGGUGACUUUUUGGAGCGAAUGAUCAAUUUGGGGCAAAAUGAAGUGAUCCCCGCCUUCCGGGACACUCAAAUGGAUGAUGGGGAUUAUGUUCUGUUGAAGAAUAUCCUCAUUUUUCACUCGGCUCAUGGCCUCUCCGAGCCGAGCGCGGCGAUUGUGCGUGAAGCGCGAAAGAAAUACGAAUGGAUGCUGUCACGAAGAAUUCGUCAAAAGUCGAAGGAUGAUGUCGAAGCGAUCUACAAAAUCGCUAAGCUGAUGGGCGCUGUGAAAAAGUCUUGUGGUGAGCUU
Mesorhabditis belari is the source of this 762-nucleotide messenger RNA. The record is from the annotation of a GenBank genome assembly. Lineage: Eukaryota; Metazoa; Nematoda; Chromadorea; Rhabditida; Rhabditidae.